AUGGCUUUUGUGAUGCUUCACAAGCAGCAGCUCAUCGUUGAAGUUCAAGAAGAACUGUCAACCAUAAAUGUUAAGUUUGGUUCGUCGGACAUAGUAUUGUGGACUGAUUCCUCAGUGGUACUUGGAUGGAUUCAAUCAGUGGUCCAACUGAAGUCGUUUGUAGCCAACCGGAUAACACAAAUUUUGGAGAAUACCGAAGCUAAAAUGUGGCGCCAUGUUCCUACUUCUAGUAAUCCAGCGGAUUUGAUAACUAGAGGAACCAACGCAGACACAUUAGCUCUUCCCAAUCACAUCUGGUGGUAUGGGCCAAGUUGGAUAGCUAAUACAGAGGCUUCAUGGCCGGCUGAAAUACAUCCUAAAGAAGACCUUCCAGAGGUACGUCCCAUUAAGUUAGCUCUUUUGACCACACAUGGUGAUGCAAAUUGGAUCAUUGACCGUUGUUCCAACUGGCGGAAGUUAAUGCACGUAACUGGAUAUGUGUUACGAUUUGUAUAUAACUGUAAAAUACCUAAGCUUAAAAAAGAUGAUCGUCGGUUUGGCUCUUUAAGUGUUGCUGAACUUGAUGCAAGCCAGUUGUUUUGGUUACUUCGGUCUCAGAUAGAAGAUUUUAACUCUGAAAUGAGCUCACUGAUACGUGGAAAUGAUGUUGAUCGUCGAAGUUGUUUAAAAUCUCUGAAUCCGUUUCUUGAUGUUGAUAAGGUAAUACGAGUGGGAGGCAAAUUGGCUUAUGCUCCAAUACCUGAAAAUCAAAAGUGUCCAAUUGUUCUGUCUUCAAAGAAUCCAAUUGUCAAAAUGUUAUUUCAAUAUGGACAUAUUCGAUUGCUUCACAUCGGUCCUCAAGGACUCUUGGCUCACAUCCAUAGGACAUAUUGGCCUAUCAGAGGCAGAAGCUUAGCUCGUCAAACUGUCCAUAAAUGCACAAUCUGUUUUCGAUCCAAACCACUAAUGCUCCAACCUGUCAUGGCUCCCUUGCCUUCAGUUCGUGUUACUAGAUGUCGGGCAUUCGAAAAGGCUGGUGUUGAUCUGUGCGGUCCUAUCAAUAUUCGUAGCGGUUUGAGAAAGGUCACGCCAUUGAAGCAUUACAUUGCAGUUUUUGUAUGUAUGGUUACGCGUGCAAUUCAUUUGGAGCUUGUUCGAGAUUUAUCUUCGGAUGCGUUUAUUUCUGUAUUAUUCCUGUUUAUUGCCCGCCGAGGUUAA
Messenger RNA from Myzus persicae (green peach aphid), 1197 nucleotides. RefSeq lists its product as uncharacterized. The coding region runs from base 1 to 1197 and encodes 398 amino acids. The transcript is spliced from 2 exons. Gene Ontology annotation, molecular function: nucleic acid binding. The record is from RefSeq and is a predicted model, not a curated record. Lineage: Eukaryota; Metazoa; Arthropoda; Insecta; Hemiptera; Aphididae.